GGCCCCGGCACAGCCGUGCAUUGAAUGCCCCAUGCGUCAAGGCGAGCGCAAUGUACUACCAACACCUCGCCGAAUCAAUAAUUCCCCCGCUUGUGUCUCCUUCCCAACUGCCCCAUGGUGUCCCUGUUCGUCACCCGCUCAUCUCCUAUCUCCCCCUGUUGCUAUUUUAUCUGAGAAAGAACCAAGAAGCCUUUCACUCUCUCUCUCGCUCUCUGAAACCCAGGAAGAACAGAGAUAUUUAGGCAAAACUAAGGCAAUUUUGAUCGUUCAGAGGUGAAAGGGAAAUGGGUAUCUUUUCUUUGAUUACAGGAUUGCCCGGUCCCAGUGGGUUUGGAUCGGCUUCCACUGCUGAACAGGUUACGGAUGGGGUGGAUGCAAGCAACCUCACUGCUAUUGUCACAGGAGGGGCAAGUGGGAUUGGCUUGGAGACGGCUAGAGUGCUGGCUCUUAGGAAAGCCCAUGUCAUCAUUGCUGCAAGGAACAUGGAUGCUGCAGAUGAAGCAAGAAAGCUCAUUCUCAAAGAAAAUGAAGCCGCUCGCGUCGAUGUUCUAAAACUUGAUCUUUGCUCAGUGAAGUCUGUUAGGGCAUUUGUUGAUAACUUCAAUGCUCUCGAUCUUCCACUUAACAUCUUGAUAAACAAUGCUGGUGUUAUGUUCUGCCCCUACCAGCUUUCAGAAGAUGGAAUAGAGAUGCAAUUUGCAACAAAUCAUCUAGGUCAUUUCCUCUUAACAAACCUUCUCCUUGAUAAAAUGAAGAACACAGCCAGAAAUACGGGCAUUGAGGGUAGGAUUGUGAACUUGACAUCAAUAGCUCACCUCCACACUUAUGAAGAAGGGAUACGGUUCGAAAAGAUCAAUGACAAAAUUAGCUAUUCUGACAAGAAGGCCUAUGGACAAUCCAAGUUGGCAAACAUAUUACAUGCGAACGAGCUCUCUCGCCACUUGCAGGCAGAAGGUGCAAACAUUACGGUUAACUCGGUCCAUCCUGGGUUAAUAAUGACAAAUCUCAUGAGACAUUCUUUUUUCCUGAUGAGAAUUGUGCAGGUAUUUACAUAUAUAUUCUGGAAGAAUGUACCCCAGGGCGCAGCCACUACAUGUUUCGCCGCACUGCACCCGAGUUUGAAAGGGGUAACUGGAAAGUACUUCCUAGAUUGCAAUGAGAUGGCUCCAAGUGUGCAUGCCAGAAAUGAAGCAUUGGCAAAGAAGCUGUGGGAGUUCAGCCAGAAGUUGGUCCGCUCGCCUCAAAACGCAACAAAUUGAAUGCUCUGUUUCCAUGGACUUCUGACCUCUGGCCUGCAUGGGAAGUCGCCUCAUUAUAUAUAUAGAAUGAAAUACUACCUUACAUGGCAUGCAGCAAAUCUUACGUUUUUACAAUUACCAAUACUUAAGCUGUAACUUGGACAAUAUACGUGUUUUUUUAGAAGAAUGUGCUGUAAGAGUUGAAAAGGUAAGUGCUCUCUCUCAAUCUUCACGGUGGUUACAUUUGUUCAAAUCUCCAUAGUCAAUGAAUUUUGUUAAUAAAAAAAAAAAAUAGAAGCAAAACUCUUCAAUAUUGCAGUUAAUUUGUAGAGGGCAAUCCUCUAGUAUUGUACAACUGUUGUUUAAAAUUAUGGAGCUCUAUGCCCCUCAUAAUAUAUCUCUCUCUCUCUCAGUUAUGGAAA
Malania oleifera is the source of this 1660-nucleotide messenger RNA. RefSeq names its product short-chain dehydrogenase TIC 32 B, chloroplastic. The coding region runs from base 285 to 1259 and encodes 324 amino acids. NCBI's taxonomy places the organism in Eukaryota, Viridiplantae, Streptophyta, Magnoliopsida, Santalales, Ximeniaceae. The transcript is spliced from 8 exons. The record is from RefSeq and is a predicted model, not a curated record.